GAUAGUUGUGUGUAUAACUUCUUCCUUCUCUCACUAUUCGUGGCACCUCUCUCUCUCUCCUCUCUCUGAGACCCACUCUUUACGUGACAACGAAACCCUAAAAGAGAAGAAAAGGGUAUUGAAUAUUUGUACCGGAAAGGCCUAAACACGUCCAAUUUGUGAAUGAAAACAAGGCAUUAUAUUAUUCACGGUAUAACCACGCUGAAGGUCAAGAAAUAUCUAUUAUCGGUUCGAUUAUUCGAUGAUUUGAAUAUUUAAGGGAUUGAAUUUAUUUAUUUGAUGUUAGUUCUCUUGGGUUUCUUUUAAUUUACUAGAUAGUAGAAGAAUUGGUUGAAUCUUGUUACAGUUUAUGGACUUUGUUUACGUGAUUGGGGGGGGUUUUGGAGGUGUGGAAUUGGAGUUUCUGGAAAUUUUAAUCAAUUGGUGAAGUGAGCAUUGAAGGAUGUGUUUAAUUUAGUGGAAUGGAAACAAAAGAAGAUGGUGAUGCACAAGAGGUGUCACCGUAUCAGGUGUUACAGCAAAUUUCCGAGGAGGCAGUUAGAGUGGCCGGCGAGAAGAUACAGAGUGUAUAUUCAGGUAGUUCAAACAUUCCACCAUUGCCGCCAGUGCAUAGACGCAGUCAAAGUGAAGUUCUAACAGCAGUACAUAGGCGUAACAAUAGUUUUCAGAGAUGGAAAUCUCAGGUGCAGAAGGCUUUGCGGUGGGGUAGCAAUUUACGGGAACCGAGUUGUUGUUCUUCUUUUAAUCCUGAGGUGUUGGCUAACCAAAAACGCCAGUGGUAUCAGUUUCACUCAAAGACCUUGGACCAUAAAAAAUAUGAAGAACCGACCUCGCUUUUUGAACACUUUGUUAUUGCGGGUCUUCAUCCAGAUGCUAAUCUUGAGGUUGUGGAGGAGGCAUUUGCAAAAAGGAAAAAGUGGGAAAUAGCAAUGGAAAAAUCCGAAAUGAUAGAUUUCAGAAUGUUGCAGUACGGGGGACCUUCAAUUCCAACAUUGGAACCACAGAUCCUUUUUAAGUAUCCUCCUAAGAAGAGGUUAGCCUUGCGUAUGAAGGAUUUAGCAGCCUUCUGUUUUCCUGGGGGUCUUAAGGCACGCGUAUUGGAGAGGACUCCGUCUUUAAGUGAUCUGAAUGAACUUGUUUAUGGACAGGAGCAUUUAGGCAGGGAUAAUUUAGCUUUUACAUUUUCACUUAAGGGGGCAGACAAUGCGACACUUUAUGGUGUUUGCUUACAUGUACAAGAAAUUGUUCAGAGAUCACCGGCUAACUUAAGUGCCUUAUCACCUCUUCCCCAAUCAUCUGGAGGAUGCAGUCGUUUUUUGGUUUCUGCACCUCGCUGUUAUUGUGUUUUAACAAGAGUUCCUUUCUUUGAAUUACACUAUGAGAUGUUGAACAGCAUCAUUGCGGCAGAGCGUCUAAAUCGGAUUACCCAGUUUGUUAGUGAAAUGACUUUUACUGAUUAUAUCCCCUCAGUACCCAAACUACACGAUCAAAUGAAUGAGAACAUUGAUUACCCAUUCAGGGAUUGUUUUACGGAUUGGACGGCUUCUGCAAUUCCCGUUGACAGUGCAGUAGCCCUUGCUGCUGCCGCUGCAGGCAUUAUACCAGGUGAUGAGGUCCGGUCCUCUUCAUCAAGGCAAGAAUCUCAGUCUCCUGAAAUUGUUACUGCAAGUGAGGCUUCAGUUCAUAUCCAACCAAAGGAAAUAUAUAAAUGUGGCAGAAAGUAUUUGCAUUAUUUUGAUGGUUAUGCAUCUGAGGCCUCAGUAAAUCGCUCUGAUAGUUUAGAAAGGAUCUGUGGAAGUUACGAAAAUGGCCAAACUACUCCGGAGAUCGGAACAUAUGCCUGGCCUAGGAGCCGUACACUGGAGCGUCUAGGAAGUUCUGAAUCCUUGUUCAGUUCAGUGAAAAGCAUUGGAUCGGAAGAUGAAGACGAUGAAAUAUUUUUAAGCCAUGAAAAAGAUGCUGGGGAUAAGAUGAUAUUAGAAUGGGCUAGGGAGAACAAAAAUGAUCUGCUACAGAUAGUUUGUGGUUAUCAUGCCAUGCCUCUUCCAGCCCGAGGAAGCAUAGUAGUUUUCCAGCCACUUGAGCAUCUUCAGGCCAUCGCGUAUAGGAGGCCUCCAGUUUCUGCUCUUGGCUUAAGUGAGAAAUAUCUAGAUCGAAAAUUGCUGGAUUCAUUAGAAGCUGCCGAGGUUAAUUUGAAGUUAGCUGGUGCCGAGGAAGCUGUUGCACUAUCAAUAUGGACAACGGCAACUAUUUGUCGAGUUCUUUGCCUUGAAAGUGUUCUGGCAUUGCUAGCGGGGGUAUUACUGGAAAAACAAGUGGUAGUAGUGUGCCCUAAUCUGGGUGUUCUAUCAGCUAUAGUGCUAUCUCUUAUUCCCCUGAUCCGUCCAUUUGAAUGGCAGAGCUUGUUACUUCCAGUUCUUCCAGGGAAGAUGAUUGAUUUUAUAGAUGCUCCUGUCCCUUUCAUCGUUGGCAUACAACAUAAACCAGCAGAUUUAAAAACAAAAGCUUCUAAUCGUGUUCAUGUUAAUGUGGUCAAAGACCAGGUGAAAAUGUGUUUGUUGCCUGCACUUCCUCGACAUAAAGAGCUUAUCUCUGAACUGGGGCCAAUCCAUGCGAGAUUGUCAUCUGAAAACUCUACUGCUAAAAAGCGUCCUGUAUAUAGGUGCAACGAAGUGCAGGCUGAAGCUGCUGCACAAUUUUUGACUGUCAUGAGGCACUACCUGGAGUCACUUUGUUCAGAUCUGAGGUCUCAUACAAUCACUAGCGUACAAUCAAACAAUGACAGGGUUUCUUUACUUUUUAAGGAUAGCUUUAUUGAUUCCUUUCCUAGGAAAGACCGGCCAUUUAUUAAGCUGUUUGUUGACACGCAGCUGUUCAGUGUUCUGUCAGACUCUCGUCUAUCGAGCUAUGAGACUGAGUGUUGAUUUAAACAUGCUGCGAGUUCAUUAUGCGGUAAAACUCCAAGACGCAAAGCAAGAAAGUUACCAGAGCAGAAACUAGGUAGCGAAGAUGAAGGAUAUGGCUGCUACCAUUGGGGCUGGUAAUGGCCUUGUACUAAUUUUGUAGAUUUAGAUGCUUUUGGGGGAUUAAUACGGGCUUUAUGCAGCACGAAAAGUUGAAAAGAUGAUUCUUGUAGCAUACAUAUGAUAUAAAAUGAUAACGGUAAUCAAUUCACAACGAUAAUCAAUCUGUUGUACUGCCUAAUGCAAAAGAUUCGUCAUCCCAAUCUUUUAGUGGGAAUGAUGCUACUUAUUAAUGAUGAGCCUCAUUUCAAACCUUUGUCAAUGUGAAUAACUCUCUCAAUAUGGCAAGCGAUUCUUUCUUUUUUAUGGAAGUAUUUUUAUCUUUGCUUUUGUUGACAGAUGCAUAUCA
Messenger RNA from Cornus florida, 3372 nucleotides. RefSeq lists its product as uncharacterized. Lineage: Eukaryota; Viridiplantae; Streptophyta; Magnoliopsida; Cornales; Cornaceae. The record is from RefSeq and is a predicted model, not a curated record. The coding region runs from base 462 to 2924 and encodes 820 amino acids. The transcript has 19 exons.